AGUGACAACAUAAAUACACAUAUGUGGUUACUAUUGUGUGAAAAAUAUUUAUGAUCAGAUUUAUCUAAAAUAAAAUUGCUUUUUAUACCUCAUCUGCGCUGAUUAUUAAAAGUAUCGUCAUGUCGUAUAAUCGCAAUAAAUAUGAAAAAGCUCGGAGACGUUUAGCAGCUGUGACAUUCCUUUCCAAUAUCUCACUGGACGGAUCUUUCAUGGAUACAGAAUUAUGUAAAAUUGUGGAUAAGAAGUCUUCAAAAACCGACAAGUGUGAUUCUGCAAGAGAAACCCAAAAUUAUAAUAAGGAUGCGUCCCGUAAUAGUGCUUGGAACAAAAUUAAACCGCAAACAAGUCCCAUCCAACGAUUUGGUGGUGACAAUAAUUCAAUAAGUUCAGAUUCUGAACAAGCAGCUGUGACCCCAGUUAAAGGACUUAAUAGUUCUUAUAGAGAAAGAUGCUCCUCUGAAGGGUUUAAAGACAGACGCUCUUCAUUAAGAGCGAGAAAGGUUGUUGCAAUUACCCAAGAUGAUAAAAGCAGCUCUGAAAGCUUAAAUUUUGGCCGUUUUCGCACAAGCAGUACUUGCAUUCCAGAAAAUUCCUAUAACAAAGAGAUAAGAAUGGUGAAAUCAACUAAAGGAGUUUCUUUCAAGGAUGAAAGGCUUGCAUUUGCGCCAACACAAGGUGUACCCUGUGUUUUGUUUAGUACAAUUCCAUAUUCAAAAACUGUUAGAGGUGUCCGGACUGAUUUACGAAAGGAUGGUGUUCGUCGACGUAAUACAUCUGGACCCAGGCCUUUAUCUGCCAUCACUGAUAAUGGUAUUGAUCCAUUUGACCUCAUGGGGCUAGAAAAAGAAGAAAACGGUCAAGAAAUAUCAUACUCAAAGCUAUUAAUACCAUCCAGAGUGUGUACCAGGGAACAGUACAAAAAGAUGUACGAGGGAGACUAUGCUGAUAAAGCUUCAUGGAAAAUCUUGAAUCGACAUCCUCACGUUAUUGCAAGGACUAAGUUAUUGACGAGACACAAGGAUAAGAAAUGGUGCUUCUCUUAUGAGUCAUCUCAGCGAGCUACGGUGGCAUCAUCUCCACCACAUUCUUCAGUAGAAACUAAAACCUUUGAUUGGGAUGAAGGAACACUUCUAUCACAAAAAUAUGUUCACUACUCGCCGAAUGUUCUGGAUGAUCCUGAGUUAAUAGCUGGCAAACAUAGAACGUUGCUCACUUUCACGUCAUACAUGACUUCUAUUAUUGACUAUGUCCGACCUCAAGACCUGAAAAAGGAACUCAACGAUAAGUUCAGGGAGAAGUUUCCACACAUUAAACUAACUCUGAGCAAGCUUAGAAGCAUAAAAAAGGAAAUGCGGAAAAUAGCGAAACAUGACAAUGGUGGUAUAGAUUUGUUGUCCGUCGCUCAGGCGUACGUUUACUUUGAGAAGUUGAUCCUCGCCAACCUCAUCAACAAAGACAACAGGAAGCUCUGCGCGGGAGCCUGCCUGCUCCUGUCCGCGAAACUCAACGAUGUGAAGGGCGAAAUGUUGAAGGCGCUUAUUGAGCGCAUAGAAACAACAUUCAGAGUGAACAAAAAAGACCUCAUUAAGUUCGAAUUCGCGGUGCUGGUGGCCUUGGAGUUCGGUUUGCAUGUUCCCCCGUACGAGGUGUUCCCGCAUUACCAGCGCCUGCUACACGACUCGUGACCCUGGCGCCGCCUGGCGCUCGAGCCCUGCAUACGGGUCUGUCACCGCCGGCGGACCAGCAUCGUGGACAAUUUGCGUGCAAGUUCGUGGAUAUAAACAUUAACUCGCCUGCUGCAGGACUCGUGACUCCAGCGCCGCCUUACACUUGAGCGGCGUGCAUGCGUCUUUUACGCCGGUGAACUAUCUAUUGUUGUCGGCAUUUACAAUUAAUAAAGAUCGAGAACGCCGUUUAAGCCUUAACUUAUCUUUAAAGUGUAGUUUUUACUGUACAUACAGUAGAUAUAAUAUUUUCAAGAUAUAACAUGUACCUAACACAUUAUUAUGCGUAUACAAGUAAUGAGUGCUAAUUUGGUCGCACCCAAUAUAGAUGUUGCCUAUGGCAAAAAUAAAUUACUACUUUGUGCAUUGGCUGAUCUACCUAUAUAGCCGUUAUGGCCAUGAACUGCUCAUUCUAGUAUGCAAAUCUUUGUGUCUUGUCACCUUCAACCAAACAAAAUGAUUUUCGUGUCACAUUUUUACAAAAAAAUUACAAAGCGAAGUUAGGAUCGUUAUAAGGGAGCGCUACAUGGUACUCAAAAAUGCGCCCCUGGGAAAAGUAAUUAUAAAAUAAUAAUCGUGCUCGCUUCUCGUAAUUCGUUUUAGAUAUAGCAAUAUUUAUUUCUAUUUUGCAUAGAUAUCAAAAAAUAAUAUGCGAGAUUUGGCUUCGGUGGGUGCCGAAACGGACUUAAGAAUUCGUCCGCUUUGGGCAACAUUGACAAAAAAAUUUGCGCCUGCUUUGCUUACACUUUUUAAAUAAAAAUUAUAGUUGUAACUCGCUUUAAUUAUAAGUUAUAACACUAUUUUCUAGUACUAUUCUUUUUUAAAUGUUUCUUAUGGGAAAGGAUAGGACUGUUUCAAUUAAAUUUAGUGACUUGUGUACAGCCGAAUUAGCAUCCACUGUAUCCUACACAACUAAGAAAUAAGAUUUAAAUUAAGAGAAGCAAAGAUAUUCUAUACUUUAUAGAGUACAUUCCGCAAGAAACAGCAAGUUUCGAUUUAAUUAAUUGACACAAUAUUAAGUAAGAGUAAUAUUCAGUAUACUAUAUAGGUAUUAAACUCUACUUGCCUUAUAGAUAUUCUUGAUCUCAAUAGUACGAACAUAGGAUAAAGCUGAUCGCACAUCUAUUAGCGGGUUGUAUCUCGUGAACCCUAAUAGAUAGAGAGUUGAAUUUUUCACAAAUAUAAAUGUGUUCUUCUAUAUAACCGCUAUAAAAACAUAAAAAAUGGCUGCCAUGAAAUUAAAAAACAUUAAAAACUGUUAGUUCUUGUACGAUGGUACGAAAGUGUGCGAGUCCGAUUCGCCUACUUGUUUAACAGAUAUUCAAAUGCAGAAUGCACAUGAACUCAUUUGAGUUUUUUGGAGUGUAAUGUGUAUAAUGUGGAAUUCCAGACGAUCCGAACAUACUCAGGUAUGACAUUAUACAAAUCUACAAUACUCUCAAUAGCUUACUUUCAAUAGCUGGAUUAAUUCUUUACAUGCUAUAGCUGAAUGAUGGCUCCGAGAAUCUGAGUGAUAAAUGAGCGAUCAGUUUAAUUCGUUGUUUUUGUAGUAAAAUAGCAAUCUAAUUGCUCAUUGAUUAUGCCAAAGAGAAAAUAUUUAAGUAGAUUUAAUUAUUAUCUACCUUUUUUAUAAUUUUAAUGUUUACUGUAAAUCCCGUUUAUAUUGUGUGCUCAAGACUAAAAAUAGCCCUGUUGGAGGGUUAUGUAAACUAUGUUGAAAGGCACAUGUAUGUAGAUUUAUUUAUUGAAUUUGUGGUUCUCUGGUCAGCUAGUGUUUCAAGCUGUUUAGUAGUUUGAACUUAGUUAAAAAUUCUAAUUCAGCUCAAAGUUUACCAUCUUCUAUUUAUAAAAUCAACAUCACCUUGCUUAUAAAAGCGGUAAAAUUCGUUAGUAAGAUCUAAGGCGUAACAUUUGUAUUGGACAACUUUGGUGAAAAACGAAUUUAUAAUAGCUAUACUUACCUAAGAACUGGAAAAAAUAUGUAAGUGUUGAGAAUUGGGAAAUAUGUUUUUAUAUUGUGGUAGGUAAUUGAAGAACAAGACAGUUUCGCUUAUAUGAUUUGUGAAUUACUCAGUGAACUUUUGUCAAGAGUUAUCUAUUGAAUUGCGGUUCAUUCGUACGGUUUGUGCUAAAUAUUUUUUUUUGGCCAAAGAAAGGUGUGAUAAGGUUUUUUUAACAAUUGUGUUUAUUCCGCUUAUAUAUUUCAAAAACGCUUUUUAUGUUAAUGCAAGAUUAACAUCGAUGUUUUCUGACAUGUAUCUUGUGUCUGUGCCUUUGGUUGACCCUUAUUUACGAGAAAUAUGUGUUUGUUUGCUGACACUCGAGUCUAAAGCACACUGAGAAUUCAGUAAAGAAAAGUAAGCAAUAAAAACUCAUGCAUAAUCUUCUAAGAGUCAAGCUAAAGCAUAGACGUAAAAUACCUAACUAUAUUUUAUUUGAUUUUCAUUUAAUAAUUAAGUUAUUUUGCAAAAUGCAGGUCUAGGGACCAAAUAUAUGGUAUAUGGUGGUAGUUAUUAAAAUUACUCAUCCAGUAAAAGAUCUACUGAACCUUAUGUAACUGCAGAUUUUAAAUUAUUGUAGUCUGGUACGAAUUCGGAAUUUCAUUUUUUAGUGUUUUAAUAAUUCUGGCAACGAACAUUAAACACCUGUAGCUAAAUAAGUACCACGCCUAGAGUUUGUUGAUUAUACAUAAAAUGUGAUUGUUAAUGCUUAACAAAGAUUUAAUAAAAGUUGUAUUAAAAUUC
Maniola jurtina (meadow brown) is the source of this 4468-nucleotide messenger RNA. Its product is annotated as CDK5 and ABL1 enzyme substrate 2. Gene Ontology annotation, biological process: regulation of cell cycle. The record is from RefSeq and is a predicted model, not a curated record. The transcript is spliced from 9 exons. The coding region runs from base 120 to 1685 and encodes 521 amino acids. Lineage: Eukaryota; Metazoa; Arthropoda; Insecta; Lepidoptera; Nymphalidae.